UAGUGUGCAGACAAGCAGCUUGAGUAAAAAAAAAACUUUUUACGUGUAUUUUAAUAUUAAUAGAUUCCAAAUAGUUCAUUUUACAACACAACCAAACAACAAAACUAAAACGAGUUUUUAGCGGUGUGAAUACUAGAAUCUCUUCAUUUAUCUACACUCACACACGAAAACCAAAAAAAUGGAUGAUACAAACACAGCCAACACUCGCUCGAUGGAAGUCGAAAAUGCUGCUGCCUCGCCAGUAACUUCUGACACGACCAAGGAGUCGUAUCGUAGCAUCGAUCCGGAAGACGACGGAAAAGAAAAAAGUGAUCCAGAGAAACGCACAAGUAUGGUUCGUGACAGCAUUGAAAACGUGAACGAUGGCGCCGACGAGAAAAUGUUGGGCGAUGGCGAUCACGAAAAGCUCGCACAAAAAGAGGUCGAAGUAAAAUUCAUUCCAGCGGGAGGUGAUGUCAAUGGGGAUGCCCAAAUCGACAUCGGGGACAUCAAGCAAGUCGGUCAGCAAUGCGGCAUGACGAAGGAGGAACUCAUGAAAUACGUUAACGAUCCGUUUUGGGUGCGUUUGCGUUGGUUCCUCUUCAUCGUUUUUUGGCUCAUCUGGAUCGGGAUGUUCGCCGCUGCCAUUUACAUCAUUGUUGUUGCGCCAAAAUGCGUCGCGCCUGAAGAGCAUUCGUGGUGGAAACAAGGUCCUCUGAUCGUAUCUGAAGAUGAAACUGCACUAACGGCACCUGCGGAAGCUGCAUUGGCGGAAUUGAAGGAAUAUGGAGCAAAAGCAGUCAUUUACAAGUUACCCGCGGAAGAGACUUACAACUUGGGAGACGACGAAAAGGCGAGAAUUAAGCAACUUGCAGAUACUUUGAACGCGAAUGACAUGAAAUUAGUGCUGGAUGUAACGGCGAAUUACGUUUCGAACAGUGACGAGUUGUACCGAAAUGCUAUGAAUCGCUCGACAGGCGACAAUGCGUAUCGCAAGGCCUUCGUUAUGUCAAAUAAGGCUCUUAAUUGGCGCUCAUUGGACAAUGAAGAAGCUUUCAAGGCACUCGAGGAUGGCACUUUUAUCUUAUCGCAGUUCGGACGGAACCAAUAUGACCUGCGAAUGGAUAACGAACUUGUCAAAGAAAAACUGAAAAAGGUCCUGGCUGAUCUUGUGGAGCUCGGAGUCAAGGGAUUCCGUUUGGCAAACACGAAACACUUUAUCAUCGAACCAAAUGACAAACUCAACAACGAAAGUCCCGCCGAUAAACCGGCUGAUGGCACGACAACGCACUUUGCCGACGAAUAUGCCUUCUAUGCGCACAGCCAGAGCACCUUCGGCGACAAUUUGGGCGAACUUUUGAACGAAUAUCGGGCCUUUGUGCGUAACGUCACCGAUAACGAGGGCUUUUUAUCGGCUACGGAUGACAUUGUUCGUCCCGAUGUCUAUCAAAAUGGCUACGAAAUGGGCGUGGAUUUGCCUCGUUUUGGUUUCCUCGAGGUUUUAUUGCGUGGCGGCGUGCAGAAGAGCGGAAGUAUCGACGUCGAAAAGGUCAUUAGCGAUCUGGAAAAUACUCAUAAGAAGGUCGGUGCCUUAUCUUGGGUCCAACAUGCCUACAAGGAAGACGCAUUUUCGCUGCUCGAACCCUCCGAGUUCAAUAUUUUUGUCUUUUUGUUGCCCGGAGUACCCGUAACGACAUUAGCUGCGCUCAAGGAAAGUCGUCGAAAUGACUCUGCAUUGGAGCAGAUCAAGGAGUUGGAAGCUAUUCGACAAUCGCCGUCGUUGCAACAUGGAGACUUCCAUGCGUAUUCCGAUUUAAAUGAGACAACGAUUGCUUAUACAAGGCACAAGUCUGGCAAUCCUGGCUACUUUGUCGUCCUAAAUCCAACUGAUACGACAGUCGUCGGCAACUACACUCACAUCGAAGGUCUCUCUUCGGAGCUGAAAUGGCAAUUGCUCAGCACCAACUUCAAAAAUGAGCAUCAAUUGAAGCAAAAGGAAAAGGUUUCAAUCGGUGCCUUAACCGUUCCAGCAAAAUCUGCCGGUGUAUUCACCUACGUCGCAACUAAGUAAAUUCAAUAAAAAAAAAUCAUGACCGAACUACGAAUAAAUUAUACAAAACAACAGUCAAUGCAACUUAACAACAAGACUACAAACAUUUAAGCAGCCAUCAGGUGUGUUCCCAUUGAUUGAUUGACCAAAGGUGCUUAGAUGAUGAUGAUGGAAAACAAAGACAAUAAUUUUGUUCCCGUAAAAAAAAUCCGUUUUUAAUCGUAGUUGAUGUAUUUUAAACAAAAACUUUGAAUUGGCCUUGAACUAUACCGAAAAAAAGGACUAAAUCAAACGUUAGAAUUUGUCAAAAGACGUACUUUUAAGCUAAAUUUUAGAAAAAGAAGAUGCAUAAUGUCUCGUCUACGUAGACUUAUUUAAAUAAUUAGAAAAAAAUGCAUAUCAACAAAUGUUGGAUUCGCUUGUGUGACUGUAAAUUUUUUUUCUUGUUUUGUUCGUUCGUGAGUUCGUUUUAAAUAUAAAUGUAAGAAAUAUAUACACAAAAAAAUGUUCAAUUUGCUUGGAAAUUAAUAAAAAAAAAUUAAUUGGCGUUCAAUUAAAAAAUGACAGUAGGUGUAAAAAA
Molecule: messenger RNA, 2609 nt
Organism: Culicoides brevitarsis
Lineage: Eukaryota; Metazoa; Arthropoda; Insecta; Diptera; Ceratopogonidae
Gene: CD98hc
Exons: 4
Coding region: 179-2050 (623 amino acids)
Biological process (GO): L-alanine import across plasma membrane; L-leucine import across plasma membrane; carbohydrate metabolic process
Cellular component (GO): basolateral plasma membrane; apical plasma membrane
Molecular function (GO): L-leucine transmembrane transporter activity; aromatic amino acid transmembrane transporter activity; L-alanine transmembrane transporter activity
Source: RefSeq, a predicted model, not a curated record